AAAAGUAGGUGAAAGGUGAGGAUUAACAAGAAGGAAAGAAAGGGCUGGUUCCGGGACAAAGGGCUGCGGCCGCGCCUGCGCAGAAGGUCCCGGGCAGCGGGGGAGGGCCCCCUGCGAGGUGACGGCGGGUUGCCAUGGCGGCGCUGAGCGGCCUGGCGUCGGCGCUGGAGUCGUACCGAGGCCGCGACCGCCUGAUCCGGACCCUGGGGUACUGCUGCCAGCUGGUCGGCGGGGUCUUGGUGGAACAAGGUCCGGCCAGGGCAGACGUGGGGGCCCUGCUGGCAGUGUCCUCCCAGCUCAGCGGCUGUAGGACCAUCCUUCGCCUCUUCGAUGACGCGGCCAUGUUUGUGUACACGAAGCAGUAUGGCCUGGGGGCAGAGGAGGAGGACAUCUUGGUCCGCUGUGUGUCUGUCCUGGGCAACCUGGCCGACCAGCUGUACUACCCCUGCGAGCACAUCGCCUGGGCUGCUGAUGCCAAGAUCCUCCACGUGGACUCCGCCCGGUGGUGGGUGCUGAGCACGGCCUUCUGGGGGCUCUCGCUGCUCCUGGGGAUUGUCAGGUCCCUGUGGGUGGUCCUGAAGCUGAGACAGCAGCUGAGGAGCCCUGCAGCGGCCGUCACCAGCCAGCGGUCCCGGAGCGCGCGGGGGGCCGUGGAGGCCCGGAUCCAGUCGGAGCUCAUGACUCUCCUGAGCAACCUGGCCGACCUGGCCAACGCCGUGCACUGGCUGCCCCCAGGUUUCCUGUGGGCAGGCCGCUUCCCUCCGUGGCUGGUGGGCCUCCUGGGCACCAUCUCCUCCCUCCUCAGCGUGUUCCAGGCAGCCCGGGCCAGCGGCUGGGCUGACAAGGCCGCCUCCUGACCGGCCGGAAGUGCAUGGACACCGCCGGAACCUGCUGAAGGGCCUUCCACAGACAGAAAUCACCGGGCAGGCAGCUGGGUCUCUGAGCAAACCAAGGCCAGAUGCGGGGAGCUGCAACCCAGAGGACACAGGGCGUGACCUGGGGCACAAGCUCAGUGAGGCAGGAUGUGGGUGGGCUGAGGUCCCCGGGUGCUGGGGGUCUGGGCCCUUCCCCCCAGGGCCCUUCCCCCCCGCCCCCCACUUGGAGGAGGUGUCUCUCAGGGCCAGAGCAGAGGACCCGGGACUCCCAUGUAGACGAAAAGGCCACAGCGGCCUAAGCAGAGCCUCACUCCCGUCCCUGGCAUCCUGUAUCCAGAUAGGCAGGCCAGGAUGGUACGCGCCAAACGGGCCUUAGGAAAGCUGACAUGAGAAUCAAUUAAAACUGUGGUGCUGGUGCGAGGCCCAGGGUGAGUCCUUUUUCCUAAACUCACCAGCUCCUUGCCCCUCCCGCCCGCUGGCCCGCUCACUGCACGCCCUCUCCCUGCACCUUAGUUCAGGGAGGGCAGGCGGUGCCACCUCUGGACGUGACGGCCAUGUGCCUGGGUGGCUUCUCAGGGGACAGAGCUGCAGUGGAGGCCACACCUCCCAUGACCCUUUCUGGAACCUCUUUGGCUGGUGGUCCUAUCCGGUGAAGGCUGCUGGGGCCGUGCCCACAUCACAUCCUUCCCUCCUGAUCAUUGUGAGGUGCUUGUGGUCGAAGCAGCUGACACUCAGCCACAGCUCGGACCAGGGCCAUCAUCCCUUCAGGCCCGUCUGCACAUCUCCUAGGUUCCUCGCGGGGCCGGCCGGCGUCUAAAGAUGCUGUGGCUCUGUCUCCCACCUCAUGGAGACGUGGCAGGACCGGUGCGUUUGUUUUCAGUCUGACACCUGAGGCCAGAAGUGUAUGCGUGCGUGUGCGUGUGCGUGUGGCAUUGGUAGAUGAUGCCCAGCCUGCGCCUGCGCCUGCUGGGCGAUCUCCAUGUGUCCCUGGACCCUCCACCUUAGUCCCAGCGGGAAGAAGGGAAUCAGGCUCUGCCUUACGUCCCCGAAGUGCCUGGAAGACUCAACAAGACCUGUGCUUGCAG
This is a messenger RNA of Myotis lucifugus (little brown bat), 1960 nucleotides long. It is a transcript of the gene PEX11G, whose product is annotated as peroxisomal biogenesis factor 11 gamma. Gene Ontology annotation, biological process: peroxisome fission. Lineage: Eukaryota; Metazoa; Chordata; Mammalia; Chiroptera; Vespertilionidae. The record is from RefSeq and is a predicted model, not a curated record. Gene Ontology annotation, cellular component: peroxisomal membrane.